Messenger RNA from Biomphalaria glabrata, 2440 nucleotides. RefSeq names its product cubilin-like. Bases 121 to 1824 code for a protein of 567 amino acids. The transcript has 12 exons. Lineage: Eukaryota; Metazoa; Mollusca; Gastropoda; Planorbidae. The record is from RefSeq and is a predicted model, not a curated record.
UGCUAGCUAUAUAAUGACUAUUUUUAUUUCAAUAGUUAUGCAGAAGUGGGUGCUGACUUACUUUUGUGGUUGUGAUGUUCGAAAUAUGAGCUGAAAUUCAGUUUCAUUUAUCAAGUUGUCAUGGACUGGCAUAUUCUACUGGGGUUUAGUUCUAUGAUUGCGACCUUAAGUGAAAACUAUACUGCUGCCCAAACAGCAUGUAAGUCGAUCACAUCAAAGAAAGACUUUGGGUCAGAAUGUAACGUCAGUACUGACUGCAUCACUGGCAUUUGCACCAACAAAACAUGUACCUGUCAGCAAAAUUUCUUUUACGAUAAUUGCAGUCAAACUUGUAUCAAAAAUUGCAACAAUACUUUGCAAUAUACAGCAUCUUCUAACAUGGUUACUGGCCUUAUAGUCAGUGCCGAUGCUGUUAAUCCUCCUGGAACAAAAUGUUUUUGGGAAAUCUCUAGUUGGAGUGGAUCAUAUCUAACCCUCAUCAUUGACUACAUAGAUAUGGACCCUGCUAAAAGUGACAUCAAUUGGGUGAAUGUACUGUCCUCAAGAGCACAGUUACUUAUUCAGUAUGACUCGCUGAAAAGUAAUUUCAUCAGAACAAUGUCGACAGAAUCUAGUUGGUUGAGAGUCUACUAUAGCACGACAUUCUCAGGAUACAAAGGAUUUAGAGCUUCGUAUUAUAUAUAUGACUUUAACUCAGUUUUAACCAGUCCUUCUGGCUACAUUGUUAGCCCUGGCUAUCCGAGGUUAAAUCCUACUGACCGCAGAUAUACUUGGCUUAUUACUGGCAAGAGCGGACAGUUAGUGACUUUAAGGUUUAAAAGCAGAGUUAUUGAUUGCCCUGGUGAUUUUCUGAACAUUUAUGACGGAAUUCAUACUAGGGAUCCCCUUAUUGCAACUUUGUGUAACGGAAACUCUACAUUGACCAUUACAUCUACUACUCCAAACCUGUUAAUUUAUUAUCAGAACGAUAACUAUGAAUCUUGGGGAGUAGGUUUUGUGGCAUAUUAUUACAUUCACGGACAAUAUGGAGACUAUUGUAACAGCUCAGACCAGUGCCCACUGGGAUUUGUCUGUAAUAAUUCAAGGAAAUGUGACUGCUUGAAUAGUGAAAAGUAUGACCCAAAGUAUAAAAUUUGCAAGAACGAACGAGUUUUUGGAGACACCUGCAGCAACACAAACUUAUGUUCCAAUGGUUUAGUCUGUGUUAAUGACAAGUGUGAUUGUUCAGCCAAUAUGUAUUAUAACACAUCCUUGAAGAAUUGCAUUAGUGGACAAUAUGGAGACUAUUGUAACAGCUCAGACCAGUGCUCAUUAGGACUUGUCUGUAAUGAUUCAAGGAAAUGUGACUGCUUGAAUAGUGAAGAGUAUGACCCAAAGUACAAAAUUUGCAAGAACGAAAAUUGUUCUCAUGAAAACAACACAAGAACAAGUACAAGAGACCAGUACAACUACACCUAUAUAUCGGUAGCUGCUGUAGGCUGGGUAUUUGUUCUGGCCUAUACCAUUGUUAUAGUUGUCAUGUAUGUCAGACACCGUACACUUGAAAUGGAAACAAAAAGUUUGAAUGAUACCAUUGAAGAAUAUAAAGCGAACAGACCUUUACCUUUGCCCCACGAAUUUGAAUAUGGUGCCUAUCAUGUUUAUGCAGAAACAUCGAAACCUAUAAAAAACGAAAGUUCAGACCAGACCAACGUCAACCAAAGACUGAGCUCUGUUGAUUACAUGUAUAUAGAGCCUGAUUUAGAAAAAGAAAAAAUAUAUGAUUCUUCAGGAUCUUCUACUGAUUGUGGAAGAGUACUAGGCAUGUACAACUCGAUAAAAUAAACAAUUCCUUAAGAUUAUAAUAUUCACAAUUGAAUCGGUUUAAUACAUUUACAUACUACAUAAGGCUUUUUUUUAUUGUAGAACUAUAUAAGUAUCUUCCAAUGUAUUAAUUUUUUUUAAAAUAACCGAUUCACAAAAUAGCCGCAGACUUUUGUACAUUGAAACUUUUUUAAAAUGUAAUAAUAAAAAUAAAACUAAGUUGAGGCUGAUUGUUACUGAUUUCCAGAAUAAUCAUGUAUGGACAUCCAGGUAAGAUGCAGAGAUUUAUAAAUUGACAUUUCAUUAUUAACAUUUAGCUAUAAACAUUUUUUUUUCUGUUCAAAGCGUUUUCACUUACAAAUUUAAAGCUAUAGAUAUUUUUAAUAUCAUUUUUUCUGCUUUAUAUAUGUUAUGCAAAAUACUGUUUUUCUUUAGUGUGCAAGUAUUUAGGCACGACUUACUAGAUAUGUAUAUUUACUUUACAGUUAUUUAAUUUUUACAAAGCUUAUAUCAACUUACUCUGUCUGACGAUCUGUUAAAAAGUUUGUACACGUGAUUUUCCCAUACCCAAAAUCGGAUCAGGCUGAAAUUUUGCUUUUUUUUUUCUUUCGCAUGAAAACGCAAGAAUCAAUCAUUU